Molecule: messenger RNA, 1140 nt
Organism: Medicago truncatula (barrel medic)
Lineage: Eukaryota; Viridiplantae; Streptophyta; Magnoliopsida; Fabales; Fabaceae
Product: replication protein A 70 kDa DNA-binding subunit-like
Exons: 6
Coding region: 1-1140 (379 amino acids)
Source: RefSeq, a predicted model, not a curated record
AUGUCUGCGAAACACGACUUCAUCUCUAAUGUUUCUCCAAGAAAACAAUCGUGGACAUUGGUUGUGAGGGUUGUUCGUGCUUGGUUUGGUCAAGACCACAAAAAUAAAAAACUACCAUUUUCCAUGGAGUUGGUUCUAAUGGAUCGAAAGGGUGAUCAAAUUGGUGCGUCUAUACGAAGAACAUUGAUCUACAAGUUCAAGGAGCAACUCCAAGAGGGAAUGGUGUUCACGAUUUCCUCAUUUGAUGUUGAUAGCAACAGUGGUUCGUAUCGACCAUCACGCAACGAAUACAAACUGAAUUUCACAAUCAACACAAAAGUCAAACUAUCUAAAACUGUUUUGGUCCCAACAAACGUGUAUUCGUUUACACCUGCACCUGAUGUUUUCAAUGAAUCUUACGACAACAACUACUUAGUUGAUGUAAUUGGAGUCAUGAUUGGAGUUGGAGUUGAAAGAGAGUACGAAAGAGAUGGUGUAAAAACUAAAAUGAAUGUCAUGACUUGGAUUCAAAUUGGUAGGUACCGUUUUAAAUGUACUCUUUUUGGAGAGUAUGUUGAAGAGCUGAACUCUUUCCUAUCGUCCGAUGAAUCUCAAAAUGUUGUUGUAGCCAUUAUGUUGACAAAAGUUAAACUGUUUCAAGGAAAAUCAGCAUUGCAAAAUGCAUUUUCUUCCACUAGAAUCACAUUCAAUCCUGAAAUUGGUGAAACAAAGACUGAUACUACUUCUACUCCAGAUAUUGACAUCCCUCUUGUGCCCUCGGCUGCCCAACAACUUCCUGCAAUUGUUGAUCCUGAUCCCCCGUCUUCUCCUCCUCGUUAUCCAUCCCGUCAUCGUAAGUCUACUCAAUUUCCUGAUUUUGUCUAUUCCACAUACUCUGCUUCUUUUGCUUCUUUUCUAACCUCUAUUUAUAGUUUAUCUAUGCCCUCUUCCUAUAAAGAGGCUAUACUUGACCCUCUUUGGCAGCAGGCUAUGAAUGAAGAACUUUCUGCUUUGCACAAGACAGAUACAUGGGAAUUAGUACAUCUUCCUUCUGAAAAAUGUCUCGUUGGGUAUACAAAAUCAAAACUAAGUCUGAUGGGUCGGUUGAGCGCUACAAAGCACGCCUUGUUGCUAAAGGAUUUUCUCAACAAUAUGGUAUAG